Apodemus sylvaticus (European woodmouse) is the source of this 189-nucleotide messenger RNA. It is a transcript of the gene Mt4, whose product is annotated as metallothionein 4. Bases 1 to 189 code for a protein of 62 amino acids. NCBI's taxonomy places the organism in Eukaryota, Metazoa, Chordata, Mammalia, Rodentia, Muridae. The transcript is spliced from 3 exons. Gene Ontology annotation, molecular function: metal ion binding. The record is from RefSeq and is a predicted model, not a curated record.
AUGGACCCUGGGGAAUGCACGUGUAUGUCUGGAGGGAUCUGCAUCUGCGGAGAUAAUUGCAAAUGCACAACCUGCAGCUGUAAAACCUGUCGUAAAAGCUGCUGUCCCUGCUGUCCCCCGGGCUGUGCCAAGUGUGCCCGAGGCUGUGUCUGCAAAGGAGGCUCAGACAAGUGCAGCUGCUGUCCCUGA